Sinocyclocheilus anshuiensis is the source of this 1968-nucleotide messenger RNA. RefSeq lists its product as uncharacterized. The transcript is spliced from 12 exons. Gene Ontology annotation, molecular function: protein serine/threonine kinase activity; ATP binding. Bases 178 to 1461 code for a protein of 427 amino acids. NCBI's taxonomy places the organism in Eukaryota, Metazoa, Chordata, Actinopteri, Cypriniformes, Cyprinidae. The record is from RefSeq and is a predicted model, not a curated record. Gene Ontology annotation, biological process: protein phosphorylation.
CUCCUGCAUGUGUAUCAAAGGUUUGCACACUGAUGUGCGUGCUGAAACAGCGUUAUUUUGUGUGCAAAGCUGGUCUAAGUAACGUGGGAUUCACUUUUUAUUGACAGACUUUUGUGGGAGAGUAGAUUUGUUUUUUAAGAAAUUCGCGUGUCGUUCAUUUCUUGUUGAUAAAAUGUGAUGGGCGGCGACGGGAGUAAAAAUAAGGAAUCAGCAUCGCUGGUGAAGAGGAGAUCCCUGUCAUGUCAUCAGGGCUCGCUGUCUCUCCCGGUUCAGCUUGUUCAUCACAGUCUAUUUAGACGCAGCGCCCAGCACAGAGAAUACCCCGUCUCUGAGCAAUCUCGGCCCUCAGACUCAAACCCUGAGGGGCCUCGUGUAGAGUGGACACUGCCGGGCUUUAUUUCCAUUUUCCUGCCGGAAUUUCCUCACAGGUUUACUGGGCAUAAGCAUUUACAGAUUCUUGGUUUUGUAGCUAAAGGCUCGUUUGGUCCAAUCCUGAAGGUGAAGGACAUGUCUAAAGAUGAGACCUAUGCUAUUAAGGUUUUACCCAAAGCUGAGGUUUUGAGACAUGGAGUCCUCCAGCAGUCCAAAGAGGAGGUGAUAAUUCAACGACAAGUCAGACAUCCUUUCCUCCUCAGUCUCCGGGACUGUUGGCAGAGCCAGAGCAAUCUCUUCAUCAUGUGUGAUUACUGCAGCACUGGGGAUCUCUAUACUUACUGGACCCUGAAGGGCCGCUUUGAUGAGAGAGAUGUUCGAGUGUUUGCUGCCGAGUUGGGCUCUGCUUUGGGCUUUUUGCAUGACUCUGGAAUAAUGCAUAGGGAUGUGAAGAUGGAGAACAUACUUCUGACUGAUAAAGGUCACCUACGCUUGACUGAUUUCGGGCUGUCUCGCCGUCUUGAGCACGGGGAUAGAGCUUUUACUAUCUGCGGCACAAUACAGUACAUGGCUCCUGAGGUCCUGAGCGGCGGUCCGUACAGCCACGCUGCAGACUGGUGGUCUCUUGGUAUUCUUCUCUAUGCUCUAGCCACUGGAGGGUUUCCUCUGCCUGCGGAAGCAGAUCACUGUGAUAUGCUGACCAGUGUCAGUGAGUGUCCAUAUGACAUGCCUGCAAGCCUCAGUCCAGCUCUGGCCUUCCUGCUCAUAGAGCUUCUGUGCAAGAUCCCCACUCGUCGCUUACGCUGCCUGGAGCUCUUCCAGAGCCAGAAGUUUUUCCACGGCAUGUCUUUUGACUCCCAGCUGCUGCAGAAAAGUCCCAUUGAGCCAAUCCUCGAGCUGAAGAACCAUCCUGACCGACCGGAAAGGUCGAUGCGAGGUUUAUCAUUAGACCUGCUUCAGAAUUUUGAGUGUGACCUACUGAACUCUCCAUCUACCCCUGCAGAUUUGUCUCCUACCUUGAUGAAGAUUAAGGUAAACGAAGACACAGCAGGGGCUAAAACAAAAGCUAUAGGAACCAAUUCUCCAUGAAAACAGAAAUGAACUCAUUUUUUCUCUCUGUAACAUUCAGUGUUUUGCCAAAGACGAGAUAAAAUGGCACAGUAUUUUUCUAAUAGUUCACCCACAAAUCAAUCUAUGUGAAUAGCCAGUCAAUAACAAGUAUUACUACAGAGUCUUAUUUAAUAAUCAUAUUUAUUUUCAUCUGAAUAUACAGAAAGCGUAUUAGAUUUUUAACAAUGUUACCUCUGUUUUGAAAGUUAAGUUUUGCCCUAGUAUAAGGCAAUAUUUGUCUUAAUAGUAUAUGAACUGUUGGGUUUUAUUUAGUUCCUGUGUAUAAAGGAAAGGAGCAUAUGAUUUCAAUUAUUAUUAUUUUUAUAUCGGUUACAGUGAUGCCCUGUUUACUGUGGCACCAUAAGAGUGAUAAUCUGUGACAAAUAGAUUGUGACCUUUUUAGACACAAUAUUGCCAGUUACUUUUUUGGAAAUAAUAGUUCCAAAUGAAGCCAAAGCUGAAUCAACUUCUGUGCAUUUCCAUACA